This is a messenger RNA of Amoebophrya sp. A25, 299 nucleotides long. Lineage: Eukaryota; Dinophyceae; Syndiniales; Amoebophryaceae. The record is from the annotation of a GenBank genome assembly.
GUCGAAGGGGUUGGAGACACAAGGACUUACCGUGACGGGUAGGGACCUGCGUAUCAUGAGGCGGGCCCACGACAUUUCAAAGGGGUCGCUGCUGGUAAACAACAUCACCAAGACGCAGCCUGAUUUGAUGCCCGAUCUGCCGAUAGUCCUACCUACGGCGAUGCACGGUGAAAUCCGCGCCAUCUUUCACAAGAAAUAUCCGGAGAAAAUGUACCGCGCCAAGAUUAUGACGAACAUCUCCAUGGCCUGUGAAUUCAGCUAUCUAAUAGAUAUCCGAAAUACACAUCGUCAACUGGCAC